Molecule: messenger RNA, 2224 nt
Organism: Scleropages formosus (Asian bonytongue)
Lineage: Eukaryota; Metazoa; Chordata; Actinopteri; Osteoglossiformes; Osteoglossidae
Gene: faxcb
Product: failed axon connections homolog, metaxin like GST domain containing b
Exons: 6
Coding region: 570-1790 (406 amino acids)
Cellular component (GO): cytoplasm
Source: RefSeq, a predicted model, not a curated record
GUUUCGGUUUAAGUUUGAAUAAAACUGGCUGUUUGAUUUGACCUCAAGGUCUCUGUUUGGUAACGGCGAUGGAGACUUGUUCUUGUACCUUUUUUUUUUGGUCGUCUUAACACUACGGUCAGAGUGCAGAGAGAGAUCAGUGCAAAGCAGAAACCAAUAAAUGCCCGUGGAUUAAACACUUGCACAAACACAAGUGGAUAAAUGCAAAAAUCCAAAGUUUUUAGAGCCUUUCAAGAAGCACUAGGGUGACAUGACUGACAUGUGUUUCAUGGGGACCUGAGACAAUAACACAAUUUUUGUGCCAUGAAAUGCACUUUGGAAGAACUGAAUUAAGGGUUUUCUUUUUCCACGACCAAAAAAGCUCGAAGAACUCAGCGCCUCCCGUGACGCCUCAGGCGGGCGGUCGCUCUAGACGCGGCACGUGCUUCGCCGUCACGCCCCUCCGGAGGAGCCGUUCCCUUCGGCCAGUGACGUCAGCGCGGCCGUCCUCGUGAACGCCCGCACGCGCCCUGGCCGAGCGUCCGCGCCGCCGGCUCCCGGGCAAGCGCGGCCGGGCGGGAGGGAGGAUCAUGGUGCACUGGGCCGCCGCCUUCGCGUGCUCCCGCUCGCUCGUGCUGGAGCUCGGCCGCACCCGGAACCUCUCGCUGGAGCUGUGCGGCCCCGACGAGCAGUGCUCGCUGUGCGGCUUCGCCCUCGGCUUCCCGCUGCACGACUACGGCGCCUUCAUGGCGGCGCUCGGCUCCGACUCCUGGUGGCGGAGGACGCUGUACCUGAGCGGGGGCGCGCUGCUCGCCGCCGCCGCCUACCUCCUGCACGAGCUGCUCGUGAUCAGGAAGCAGCAGGAUCUGGACUCCACAGAUGUCAUCAUUCUGCACCAGUUCUCCAGGCCCUGCACCUCAGCCCCCAGCCUGUCGCCUUUCUGCCUGAUGCUGGAGACGUACCUGCGCAUGGGAGACCUCCCUUACCAGAACUACUUUGAUGGGAAGCUGUCUCCGCAGGGUAAAAUGCCCUGGAUAGAGUACAACCAAGAGCAGGUGUCUGGCAUAGAGUUCAUCCUGGAGUUCCUGGAAGAACAGCUAGGUGUCAACCUCAACAGGAGCCUGACCCCGCAGGAGAGAGCCGUGUCCCAUGCCAUCACCAAGCUGGUGGAAGAGCACUUCUACUGGACCAUGGCGUACUGCCAGUGGGUGGACAACCUGGAGGAGACCCGGAAGAUGCUGCCUGUGAGCGGACCUUUCAGUUCUCUGAUCAAGUGGAUGCUGAGCCACCUGACCAGCGGCAUUGUGAAGCGGGAGAUGUACGGCCAUGGAAUCGGACGCUACCCUAAGGAGGAGGUGUACGCCCUCAUGGAGAAGGACAUGCGUACUUUGGCCACGUUGUUAGGGGAUAAGAAGUACAUCAUGGGGCCGAAGUUGUCAUCAGUGGAUGCCACCGUCUUUGGCCACCUGGCCCUGGCCAUGUGGACGCUGCCUGGCACACGGCCCGAACAGCUAAUCAAAAGUGAGCUCAUAAACCUGGCCAUGUACUGCGACAGGAUGCGACGCAAGUUCUGGCCCGAAUGGGUCGUGGAUUUCAGUGACUUUGAGUACAGCGAGGGCGGCGCAUCAAGCGACACCCCCUCCCUCCUGCCGGACUGCGACUCGUACUCAGGCACAGAGACCUCAGAGGAAGAGCUGACCAACUGCACCCUCUCUUGCUCACACACGACCGAUACGGAGGGCAGCAGUGGGUCCCUCUUUGACUCAGAGUUGGAGAUGGAGGCAUCCGAGGUGGAGCAGCUCAAGCUUUAAACAGACAGCCACACACAGGAGUGUGAGACAAAAAGCACCAGCUAUGAGCAGGAUGCAGAAGGACAUCAUCACUGCGUGACCCAGCUGAGCAGGGUCAGAGAUCUGGGGCAUGAUGGGUAUUGUUGCUCAGAGUCCUUCUAACAGGAUGGAACUGAUAGCUUUUUAACAUACAAUGAAACACUGCAGUUCAGCUGUCUCUUCCUUUAGCAUUAGCAGGUGAACAACAACAAUAUAAUCAUAACAGAUAUAGUAAGAAAGGUCAAUACAUACAUGUACAUAACUGGAAGGCCAUAAGCUACAGUAACUAGUAAAGCCCUGUAUAAGAUUAUGCAAAAAGUAAAUCAAAGUCCAUUCAACUGAUGCUACAGUUCUAGUACACACACACACGUUGGCUGAGGCCGCUUGUCCCAAGCAGGGUCGCAGCGAGCCAGAGC